Monomorium pharaonis (pharaoh ant) is the source of this 642-nucleotide messenger RNA. RefSeq names its product probable 39S ribosomal protein L23, mitochondrial (gene mRpL23). The coding region runs from base 142 to 585 and encodes 147 amino acids. The transcript is spliced from 3 exons. The record is from RefSeq and is a predicted model, not a curated record. Gene Ontology annotation, molecular function: structural constituent of ribosome. Gene Ontology annotation, cellular component: ribosome; mitochondrial large ribosomal subunit. Lineage: Eukaryota; Metazoa; Arthropoda; Insecta; Hymenoptera; Formicidae. Gene Ontology annotation, biological process: mitochondrial translation.
UUGAAUUUUGCCGGUAAUAAAAAUUCCUGUAAACAGUAAUCGACAGUGAUUCUAAGUUUGAGGUUAUAGCGAUUGUUUGACGUUCGUUUCUGAAGUAUUUGUUUAAAUAUAAAAAGAACAUUCAAUAAAUUUUACAGCACAAUGUCAACACGAUUUUACCCUUUGUAUCAAAGAGGCAAUCCACAAUUACGAGUUUUCCUGCCAAAUUUCUGGAUGAAGCUAAUUGCAUCUACACAGAAACAACCUCUAAACGUUGUACAGUUUCAGUGUUCUAUGGAAAUGACCAAACAUGACAUAAAAAAUUAUCUACAGAAAAUUUACAAUAUUGAUGUGGUUGAAGUGAGAACAAAAAUAACUAUGGGUAGAUUUAAGAGGGACCGACUGCAGAAUGCUGUUAUUAAAGAGGAUGAUAGAAAACUGGCUUAUGUUGUAUUGCCAAAGGACCAGUCAUUUGAGUUUCCUGCCUUAUUCAAGGAUGUAAAAGAUGAACUUGACAAAGACAGUAUAGACAUGGCUAAGAAGAAUUUACAAGACUUCAUAGAAUCCAACAAAGCACCUGGAUUGCCUGGUUGGUUUAGGAUUUAAUGUGUAUAUAUGUAUAUAUUUAAGGAUUUAUAAUCAAUAAAUUUUAUUUGUUAAUAU